UGCACUGGGUGACUAUAGCAUUCUGUUCCCUCAAUUCUGGUGACUCAGGAUUAAAUAUUGGAGGAAAAGUGGGAUAUUGGAAUAUAUUAUUAAGAUAUCAUCCGAUCAACUUUCUGAAAUAAUAUAAACUGAAGAAGAAGAGGAGAGAGAGGAGCUAGAAGCAAAAGAUGCCACGCUGGUCAAUACAUGUACCAUGAGGAGCAGAGGAGAUCUACACUAAAGACAGACAGGAGAAAACAGUUCACCUGGAUGCAUUUCACAGGUCACAUUGAGCCCAUGCAGUUGUCCUGGCUAGCCCUGCUGCUCUUGUCCUGCAGCCAGAUGUUUGCCCAACACCCAGGUGACAUCUGCCCACAAGACUCCAAUCACAAACAGGAUGUUGCACCCAACCCUGUGCCAACUGUGGAUCCUAAACUUUUCAACAAGAGGCGAUAUCGCUCGGCCCGUGUUCUUUUCAGUGAACAACCGCCCAACUCAGAACCCUCUGGGCAUCAAGAGACAAGGGGCAGGACGAAGAGGAAAGUGGGAGAACCUCAACACCGUGGCGUUUACUCCGUUUGUGAGAGCAUUAGCCUUUGGGUUGGCAAUAAGACCAAAGCUACGGACAUCUCGGGCAAUGAGGUUACGGUCUUGCCGGAUGUAAACAUCAACAACGUCAAUAAAAAGCAGUACUUUUUUGAGACGACGUGCAGCAGUGGCCGGGCCAGUGGAUCGGGGUGUUUGGGAAUCGAUGCACGGCAUUGGAACUCGUACUGUACCAAUUCGCACACAUUCGUACGAGCAUUGACUUCAUUUAAGAACCUGGUGGCAUGGAGACUAAUUCGGAUCAAUGUAGCCUGUGUGUGUGUGCUCAGCCGAAAAUCGUGGAGACAAUGACAAACUGUCUGCUUUUCAGUCUAAAACUAUGCCAAUGUCAGCCUUAUAAUAUCAAACUUGAUCAUCCAAAGUGAUUUGUGUGAUAUCGAAUUGAUAUGGGAUUUUUCGUGUGCACACUAUUAAGGACAACACAUGACAUUAAACAGACAAUCUGAGGAGGAUACAUAUGAUGUGCUUUUCUCAUUAGAAACUACAAUGGACUUGAAUGUUUCUCUUUUCUUUAUGACGGUUCUGUCUUUUUUUGGAAUCCUUGUUUUCCCCUAUACAGCAAUAUGAGAACUUGUGGUGGUUUCUUGAUAGGACCACACAUGUAUACAUUCUUAUUUGUUGUCAUUGUUA
Molecule: messenger RNA, 1215 nt
Organism: Myxocyprinus asiaticus (Chinese sucker)
Lineage: Eukaryota; Metazoa; Chordata; Actinopteri; Cypriniformes; Catostomidae
Gene: ngfb
Product: nerve growth factor b (beta polypeptide)
Exons: 3
Coding region: 187-876 (229 amino acids)
Biological process (GO): negative regulation of neuron apoptotic process; positive regulation of peptidyl-serine phosphorylation; nerve development
Molecular function (GO): nerve growth factor receptor binding; growth factor activity
Source: RefSeq, a predicted model, not a curated record